Messenger RNA from Drosophila melanogaster (fruit fly), 583 nucleotides. RefSeq lists its product as uncharacterized. NCBI's taxonomy places the organism in Eukaryota, Metazoa, Arthropoda, Insecta, Diptera, Drosophilidae. The record is from RefSeq and is marked reviewed. Bases 93 to 362 code for a protein of 89 amino acids. The transcript has a single exon.
AGGGACUUUUGAAAGUAUAGCAGUGUCUUUCCGCCUGGACAACCUGGCCGAAGGUUGGAACUGUGAUGCAGCCGGGGCGGUGUGGGUUAAAAAUGGGGACGUCGAUGGAGGAGGAUUACAGGAUGCAGGACGCCACCUUUUGCAGCUGCUUCCAUGUGUUCAUGGCGCAAAUAAUCGCCGUCAUCAACAACAACAAAAACAAGAUGGCAGGACAGGAUCAGGACGAAAGGAUUGGGUCCUGGUUCCUCAGGACAGGACAGAGGAUAGGAGCUGCGCAGAGAAGGGGGCUCAAAGAUGAGUUGAGAGACGUUGACGCUGACGCCAUUAGCACCGAGUUUUGCAGCAUCAACGACAAACUUUAAAUUGUUGCGUCAUUACAAUUCCAGUUGGGACUUCUGCGGGGGGAUCAUCUGAAGUGUUGAGCAACAGGAAGCGAGGAUAUAUAUUCUGGGCCUAGCCAAGGCAUAAAUGCUCCUUGCCAAAAGGCGAGAAAAGAAGAAGUCUUGUCCCCGUUUGCACCAGUGAUUGAUGUUGCACUUUAAAUUUCAGUUGUGUCAGUCGGAUGCGCACACACAUGCUCCCU